AUGGCGCCGAUCCCGAUCGCCACCGCCACCGCCCUUCACUCCGCCAAUGCGAUAACCCGCCCGCUUACCGACAGUAGAGCCAGCGCUUUAAUACUUGGACCGGGACUUUACCCUCAUUUUGUCAACUGGCAAGCCAACAUCGACGACCCCGAACAACAGGCGCUCUACCCGACCUGGCAAGCAUGGAAAAAGACCGUAUACGCAGUUCAGCAAGAAGGCAUCGGCGGUAUACCCAGUCCGCCGGUCUUCAAAGCGUUUAUGAACACACCGCGCGUUAAAGAGCAUUUCCACGGUCGUGACGAAGACCUGUCCCACAUCUUCACAGACGUCGACGACGAAGAGGAAGAGAGAGGACCCGGAGACCUCCUCGUUGCGCGCGUCUGCAAACACACCAUCCACCCCGGUAACCCAUGCGUCAAAAUGGAAAUUUGUCCAGUCUGCAUCAUGAAACAAUGUCUCGCUUCUCUCGAACGCAUCGCCUUUGUCUGGCGCAUUGUCGGUGGACCUUAUAGGCCGGGUCGAAAUGAAGCGGGGGUGCACAUUGUUGACCCUGAAGAGUAUGCGAUAUAUCUUGCGGUGAAGGGUUUGUGGAUUGUGGAGAAAAAGAGGUGGGCGAAUUUGGUUGAUACGUAUGAGGAUUUCGCGAUGGGAGAGAGGGCAUGGGAGGAGGACUCUAGACGGGAUGGUCUUGCGGUCCCGGUGGCGGUGACGGAGGCUAGUAGUUGUAUUGAAGCGCUGGAACUGGCGGCGCAGAGUCCAUUUCUUGGGGAGGGGUGGAGUGAUGUCUUCGUCCCGACGAGGCAUUUGAGAAAGCGCGGCGAGGGCAAUAAACUACGAGACGACUCUGUUAGCAGCGAUGAACUGCCAUGUUCUCCACCCGAGGCUCCUGAGAUGGAUUCAGAAACGUCACGGUACUCCAAUGGGGCUUCCGAUGGGACAGAGGAGGCAGACGGCAGUACCGCAAACUACUACCUCAGAGAUCAUUCAGAUUCGCCCCCUGCCGACCGCGCAGGCGUCCGAGCAGACUCUCCGACCGCCUCUCCCCGAUCUAAGACUUCCGCCAGUUCUACCGUGUACACAUCUUCACCCCCAUCGCCAUCCUCUCCACCCCAAAGUCGGUCUUCUUCCUUUGUGCCAUCCACUCCCAUGAUCGGCGUAUACUUCCCGGACGACCUCCCCUCUCCCUCCACCCGACGGUCGUUGUGCUAUAAUCGCACUUCUAAGUCCUAUGAGAAAGGCAAACACGCAAGUCCAUACGGUACUAUCAAGGUCGAUACGAGCUUUGCGAACAACUCCGCAUACGACGAGUUUGGAGUCGCCGAAGAAGAAGAGCUGAAAAUAUUGACAGCGGCUCAGGAUGAAACUCCUCAAACGGAUGAAGACAUGAACAAAGGUCGUUUCGCGGGUUUCACAGACGUGGGUCUAGACUCGGAAGAUGAGGGGACGGAAAGUGAGUGGAGCGAUACUACUGAUGAAGGAGAUGGAGAGGAAGAUCUCAUGAUGGUUGUGGGUAGGAGCACCGUGGGUGGAAAGCGGCUGCCGGGUCAAACAGGGGAGGUGAAUUUCCAACGACCGGUGUUUACGUUUAGUUGGCCAGGCCGGGGAGAAGUGGACGAAGAGGGCGAUACGGUCUCUGAUACUAGUUCGGAUGAGUUUGACGACGAUGAGGUGGAAGAUGCGAUGCGAGAUAUGAAUGAUGUGGAUGUGGUAUCGCUGGCCGAGCCGGAUCUCCAGGUGACUCCUCGUCGCCGAAGUCAUGACGAAUUGAUUGAAUGUGAGGAAAUGGAUGAAGAGAAAUGCGUCAAGAGAUCGCGUCUGUAG
Molecule: messenger RNA, 1821 nt
Organism: Alternaria incomplexa
Lineage: Eukaryota; Fungi; Ascomycota; Dothideomycetes; Pleosporales; Pleosporaceae
Exons: 1
Coding region: 1-1821 (606 amino acids)
Source: RefSeq, a predicted model, not a curated record